GUAGCGGCAUCACGCUCUCUCAGGGAGGGAGUCUCCUCCCUUCCUCUUCGGCCUGAAGGCCCUGACUGGCCGCCGGCAGCCGGAGCUCAACCGGCUUUUCAUCGCUCCGUUUCAGGUUAUGGAUUGAAAGAACCAGAGAACCACAAGUGGGGAUUUCUGAGAAUCCCGGUGCUCAGGAUUCAGGAUUUGAAUGUCCGUUUUCUCUCUUUAUAGUUAUCAUCCGCUACCAUGUCACGACCAAGGAGACACAACUGAAGGAUAUUAAUACGAAUAUUAAUUCCAGGAUGAACUGAGCCGGGCAUUCUAAUUCCAUCUGAAUUAGCGGAGCGGGUGCUGGGAAUGGGAGUUGGAAAGGUGAUCAGAAAAUAUUUGUGAUUUGUGGAUGAGAAGCAGUCACUGGAUCGGAUUCCUUGCGGAAAGACCCGGUCAGGGAAGGAGGAAGCAAAGGCAACUGCGGCAACCGAACCGACAACCGGGGGGAGGGGUGGGGGAGGGAGAGUGGGGCACCGACGAGGAUGAGAAGAUGGAUUUACUUUUUGGACUCUUGUGGCUGUUGACCAGCUUCCUGCAGGGCGUGCACAGCCAGGGCGUGUAUGCACCCCCUACAGUGCGAAUUGUCCAUGCAGGUCAGGCCUGUAAUGUGAAGGAAGAGCAACACAGCGAGAGGGUUUACGUCAUCCGAGAGGGAGAAACUCUGGAACUCCAGUGUCUUGUCACUGGACAUCCUCGACCUCAGAUGCGUUGGACUAAGACAUCAGGUGGCGCCUCGGAUAAUCAAGGAAAGUUGUCACUGAAAGGUGAAACUCUAAAAAUUGAGAACAUCAGUCGCCAGCAGGGAGGACGCUACUACUGCAAGGCUGAGAACGGACUGGGAUUCCCGGCCAUACGCUCCAUACGAGUGGAUGUCUACUACUUGGAUAAACCAGUUAUCACUGUGCAUCAGAGUGAUGACGAAGCAAAGGAACAGUUCUACUUUGAACGUACCGUCUUUCUUCGUUGUGCUGCCAACUCGAACCCUCCUGUCCACUACACCUGGACAAGAGACAAAGAGGUGCUGGCAGAGGGCUCUGACUCAGGAGUGGAGAUAUACAAGCCAUUUUUCACACAGGGUCAGACGAAGAUCUUGAAGCUGAAAAAUCUACGUCUGCAGGACUAUGCUGACUACACCUGUUUUGCUUCUGUGAAGAAUUCCUGUGGCAUUAGAGACAGAAGUACCCACUUCAUUCUCAACAACAAGACAGCUCCUCCCUCUGUAAAAAUACUUUUGGAUGAUCCUGUGGUGGCAAAUCCUGGAGAGACGAUCACUCUUGUUUGCAAAGUGAUGGGUGGACAUCCUUUUCCAAAACUAACAUGGUUUAGGUUAGAAGAUGAGGAGCUACCGAGGAGAGCUAUUGUCAAAGACGGUACACUGACGGUCCCUGUUAUUAGUGAUGACGAUGGAGGAACUUACACCUGUGUUGCAUCCAACAACGUAGGAAACCCUGCUAAGAAAUUCAUCACCAUAUUGGUCAGAGGACUACAUAAAGGUCGGUUCUGGAUCACACCAGACCCGUACCACAAUGAGGACAACAUUCAAAUUGGUCGGGAGGUCAAGAUUAGCUGCCAGGUGGAAGCCACACCUUCAGACGAGCUGCAGUUCAGCUGGCUAAAGAAUGGCCGGCCGUUGAAGAGCUCUGAGCGAAUGGUCAUCACCCACACUGACCCUAAUAUCUCACCAGGAACCACCAACCUUGACAUAAUUGAUCUAAAAUUUACAGACUUUGGCACCUACACAUGUGUGGCAUCACUGAGAAAUGGAGGAAUCCCAGAGAUCAGCAUUGAUGUAAAUAUUUCUUCAACCACAGUUCCUCCUGAACUUUCAGUCCCAAAGGGGCAAUCUCGACUCAUAGUUCUGGAAGGAGACACUGUUGACCUCCAGUGUUUGGUCUCAGGAAAACCCAAACCCAUCAUUAUGUGGUCUCGGGUCGAGGAGAGUGGGCAAAUUGCAGCACUAGCCCCUGUGAUGCCUGAUGGCUCAGCAGAGAUGGAGAGCUAUGAUGGUAUACUGAGAAUCUACAACGUGACGAGAAAGAUGAGCGGGGCAUACCGCUGCCAAACAAGCCAAUACAACGGAUUCAAUGUCAAACCCAGAGAGGCCCUGAUUCAUCUUGUGGUGCAAUUCACUCCGACUGUGAAGCCUGUUUACACAGAGGUACGUCAGGCACUUGGCCGACCAUUCACCCUCACCUGUAACUUACUGCAAGCUUACCCAGCUCACCAUCUGCAGUAUGAGUGGAAACUGGGCUCACGCCUACUCACUGUCGGUCAGUUUAGUGACCAAAGCCAUGACACCAGUUACCAUGUUAAAGCUCUGAACCGAGAAGGCUACGGCGAGUACACCUGUAACAUCACCAAUGAAGCCGGGGCAGGUUGGUGCACCUUCCUUCUUACAGGAAAAGCCUACAGACCAGAGUUUUAUCAUGACACCUUCAAUGCUCUGUGGGAGAACAGACCUCAAGUCUACGGCUUCAAACUUCAAUGGACUCAGAUGGAGCCCAAUUCUGUGGAUCGAAUUAUGGCCUAUCGGCUUGGCAUCAGGCAGAUGGAUCAGACUCGCUGGUGGGAGCAAGAGAUUCCUAUUGGUGGACCCAUCCAAAAGGGGCAGCUGCUGACUUACAACCUGACAGAACUGAUCAAACCUGAGUCCUACCUGGUGCGUCUCACCCCUAUUACCCGAUACGGUGAGGGGGAUGCUUCUGAACGCACAAUCACAUACAGCGCUCCUGUUAACCCACAUCUCAGGGAGUUCCACUGUAGUUUUGAGGAGGAGGCGUUAUGCUCAUUCUCUCAAGACAAGUCGGAUGAAUUUGACUGGAUAAGACAGAGUGGCACCAAAGAGGGCACCACAUACACACCCAAUACAGGACCGAGCUCUGACCACACCGGCUCAAGUCCAGGCUUCUACAUGUUCAUUGAGACAUCCAGGCCCGGGCUGGAGGGGGACAAAGCCCGUCUGAUGUCCCCAAUUUUCAACAUAAACACAAAAAGUGUCUCCUCCUCUUCAGCCAGUAACAAUCCCAUCUACUGCUUUACCUUCUUCUACCACAUGUUUGGGAAACAUAUAGGAGCUUUGAAUAUUUUCUUGCGGUUGAAAGGUCAGAUGCUCACAGAUGCCUUAGUCUGGAGUCUUACUGGUAACCAAGGAAACUACUGGCAGCAGGCAAGGGUUAACAUCCAUCCAACCACAACCUUUCAGGUGGUGAUGGAAGGAGUCAGAGGCUCGGGUAUUGAAGGCAAUAUCGCUAUUGAUGAUGUUACCAUUGAGGAGGGCGAGUGCAAAGACUCUCCAUCUAACAAUCUGAAGUCACUUGCUUCACUGCCAUCGUAUUAUGUGUCUCUACUCUACAUCAGUCAAAGUCUGCUGCUGAUUGGCUGGCAGAGGUGACACCAUCAGCACCUUUUCCGUCUUCUAAUUACCUCUCAUGCAAGCUUCCAUGACUUUUGACUGUGGCCCAAGGGAUCUGUUUUACACCUCACAAUUGGAAACAGAGCAGAACUGUAUUUGCUCUAUCAAGGGGAAAAUAAAUUUCUCCUUUAGUCACAUCUUAUUUGCUUUUUAUCUUGUCAACAGUUCAACCUAUGAUAGGUUUAGUUUAAAUCUACUGCUACAGGAAGCUGAAGCUACUUGUCAAAAGAUUCCUUUAAAAUUGAUUGGUAUGUAAGAACAUCAUACUCAGUAUGUAUUUAUGAAAUGAUUUAUGCUAUGAAAUAUAGUCUGCAUCAGCAGUCUGUUGUGUAGCAUUGCCCAUCACACUGAACAGUCUGCUGCACUACAGAAAGAAGUCCAAACAGUGGUACAUGUCACUGUAGUAGCUGUCAAGUGAAGAGGAUUAUAUAAAAUUAAUAAAAAGCUUAAGGUUUAAACUUUUUAAACAUUUGUUUAAAGGUUAUUCGAUAAUUUAGUGAGGCCCUAUAUCAUGAACAUGGCUUCAGUCAGCCUUUAAUGUGGACACUUGAAAACACAUAUCACCACAAAACCCAACUGCAUUAGUUUGUACUGUAACACUUUUAAUUGGUUCAAAUAUUCUCAACAGGACAAUGAGUUUUUAUGUAGAUAUACCAAAUCAAACAAAUAAUUACUUACAAUCACAAAAACACAUUUCCCAUAGCUUCAAUGGAGUCUCAAUGUACCCCGUCUGACAUCACUUUCCAGGUUAAACAAACUUGGAAACCAUUUCUUGCUUAAACUGGUGGUUAAGAAAAAAAGCAGUUGGAAGUUCACCGAUCAUGUUUUGUCUAUCACUUAUUUGCUUCCCCUCACCUUUCUGUGCUCGAAUUCUAUAGAUCAGCUGUACUGUAUUGGACACACAGUCUCUUUACUCUUUUAAUCUAGAGAGGUUCAGAGAAAAAAAGUAUUUUCAGAGUAUAUUUUAAUGUUGGUCCGUCUGUGUUAGACAUGAAAACAACAGCUCACCUUCUGCCAUAACAUGAAGUGCCUUAAAAUGAGAGAAGAUUGCCCAAAGACUGGCAUCAAUACUUAGCCGGUGUCAGACAUUAUUCUGCAUGAUGAAGGGCAAUUUAACCAAUUAGCUUACACAAGAUUUUGUAUUAGUAUGGAAAUAGUUUCUCAACUUGUUUCUUUUUCUUUCUGUUGGGAUAUUAGCAUAAGUGUUACCAUAAGCCAUAUAAGCCAUAUGAAUGGCUGUGAGAAAAAUGGCCAGGAAAUGGAUUCUUUAUAUUGACACCAACUUUUUCAAUUAACAUUUUCUAUAUUAAAUGUUUUGCGUUUAAUAUAGAAAAUGCAAAACAUAUUAACUGUUUGAGGAACUUUGAAUCUGUUAAAAAACAAAGGAUUUCAUAUUUUUAAAUCAAUGGCAUCCAAGCCUUGGACUUAGUG
Molecule: messenger RNA, 4876 nt
Organism: Poeciliopsis prolifica (blackstripe livebearer)
Lineage: Eukaryota; Metazoa; Chordata; Actinopteri; Cyprinodontiformes; Poeciliidae
Product: MAM domain-containing glycosylphosphatidylinositol anchor protein 2-like
Exons: 17
Coding region: 383-3424 (1013 amino acids)
Biological process (GO): synapse organization; nervous system development; homophilic cell-cell adhesion
Cellular component (GO): axon; plasma membrane; neuronal cell body
Molecular function (GO): axon guidance receptor activity; protein binding
Source: RefSeq, a predicted model, not a curated record